UACGAGUUUGGUUGCGAGAAAAUGGCCAACAUUAUCCAAGCACUGUACUUUCCAGUGCAGAAGGAGUUGUUGUGUUCAGGACUGAUUAUGGGCAGGUAUAUACAUACAAACAAAGAUCACUUACACACCAAAAAGUUACACCUAUGCAGCCUACAAGCAACGAUGGCCUGGAAGAUAUGGCAUCACUGAUAGAUCUCCAUGAAGGUGCAAUCAUGUAUAAUUUAUUCCAACGAUAUCAGCAAAACAAAAUUUAUACUUACAUUGGUUCCAUUGUUGCCUCGGUUAACCCCUAUAAAACUAUCCCAGGUCUAUAUGAUCAGAGCACGAUAGAGCAUUACAGCUGCCAUCACCUGGGAGAGAUUUCACCUCAUAUUUUUGCUAUUGCUAAUGAAUGCUACCGCUGCCUAUGGAAACGUCAUGACAACCAGUGUGUUCUCAUCAGUGGUGAAAGUGGUGCCGGUAAAACGGAGAGCACUAAGUUGAUUCUCAAGUUUUUGUCAGCCGUAAGCCAACAUUCUCUGGAACUCUCUUGUAUGGAGAAAAUAGCUAGUGUCGAACAAGCAAUUUUGGAGAGCAGCCCAAUUAUGGAAGCAUUUGGCAAUGCAAAGACUGUUUACAACAACAACUCUAGUCGCUUUGGGAAAUUUGUUCAGCUGAAUUUCUGUCAAAAAGGCAAUAUUCAGGGAGGAAAAAUUGUAGACUAUUUAUUAGAAAAGAAUCGAGUAGUAAGGCAAAAUCCAGGAGAGAGAAAUUAUCAUAUAUUCUAUGCCCUGCUGGCAGGGAUUGAGGGAGAAAAGAAAGAUGCAUUUUACCUAUCUGCACCUGAGAACUAUCACUACCUGAACCAGUCUGGAUGUGUAGCGGACAAGACAAUCAAUGACGCAGAAGCAUUCAAAGAAGUCAUUAUGGCAAUGGAGGUGAUGCAGUUCACCACUGAGGAGGUACGAGAUGUUCUUAGGCUCCUCGCUGGCAUUUUGCAUCUUGGCAAUAUUGAAUUUAUUACAGCCGGCGGAGCACAGGUGUCCUUCAAAACAGCUCUGAAUAGAUCUGCAGAGUUACUUGGGCUGGAUUCAACGCAGCUAACUGAAGCCUUAACACAGAGAUCAAUGAUACUCAGGGGAGAAGAAAUUCUAACACCUCUUAAUAUACAGCAGGCUAUAGAUAGUCGAGAUUCAGCUGCUAUGGCACUUUAUUCCCAGUGCUUUGCCUGGGUUAUUAAAAAAAUCAACAGCAGAAUCAAAGGCAAGGACGACUUCAAGUCCAUUGGCAUUUUAGACAUUUUUGGAUUUGAAAAUUUUGAGGUUAAUCGUUUCGAACAGUUCAACAUUAACUAUGCAAAUGAAAAACUUCAGGAAUAUUUCAACAAGCACAUUUUUUCAUUAGAGCAAUUAGAAUAUAGUAGAGAAGGACUCCAGUGGGAAGACAUUGACUGGACAGAUAAUGGGGAAUGCUUGGAUCUUAUUGAAAAGAAACUUGGUUUGUUGGCUUUGAUCAAUGAGGAGAGCCACUUUCCUCAAGCUACGGAUAAAACCCUGUUAGCAAAAUUACACAUUCAGCAUGCAAACAAUCCUUUUUAUGUGAAACCAAGAGUUGCUAUCCACAACUUUGGAGUGAAACACUAUGCUGGGGAGGUUCAGUAUGAUGUAAGAGGAAUUUUGGAGAAAAACAGAGACACUUUUAGGGAUGAUCUUCUGAACCUAUUGCGAGAAAGCAGCCAUGAUUUCAUAUAUGACCUAUUUGAGCAUGUUUCAAGCCGCAGCGGUCAAGAUACUUUGAAGUGUGGAAGCAAGCAUCGGAAGCCCACCGUCAACUUACAAUUUAAGGAUUCGCUGCAUUCCUUAAUGGCAACAUUAAGCACAUCUAACCCGUUCUUUGUCCGCUGUAUCAAGCCAAAUAUGCAAAAGAUGCCUGACCAGUUUGAUCAGAAUGUGGUUUUGAACCAGUUGCGCUACUCCGGUAUGCUUGAAACAGUACGGAUACGAAGAGCAGGUUUCCCUGUGCGGAGGCCAUUUCAGGAUUUUCACAAAAGAUACAAAGUCCUGAUGAGAAAUUUGACUCUCCCUGAGGAUUUAAAAGGAAAGUGUACUGCCCUUCUCCAUCUAUAUGACAGCACAAAAACUGAAUGGCAACUUGGAAAAUCUAAGGUAUUUCUACGCGAAUCUUUGGAACACACGUUAGAAAAAGAGCGAGAAAUAGAGGUUAGCAAAGCAGCCAUGAUCAUCAGAGCUCACAUCUUAGGCUACAUGGCGCGAAAACGCUACAAGAAAGUCCUUUACUACGUAGUCAUCAUACAGAAAAAUUACAGAGCUUUUUACCUAAGGAGGAGGUACCUAUUGCUGAAGAAAGCAGCCAUCACCUUCCAGAAGCAGAUGCGAGGCCUGAUUGCCCGCCGUAUUUAUAGACAGCUGUUGGAGGAGAAGAAACAGCAAGAGGAAGAAAAAAGGCAGAGGGAAGAGGAGGAAAGAAAACAACGAAAGAUGGAAGCAGAACGUCUUGCUCAGCAGGCUAAGGAAGCACUUGCAGCUAUUCCGAAACCCCUGAAAGAACUAAAGCAAGACCUGGAGAGUCAUAAAGAGAACAAGCAGGUGGAGGAGAUCUUGCGCCUGGAAAAAGAAAUUGAAGACCUCCAGCGCAUGAAGGAGCAGCAAGAACUGACGUUGACAGAAGCAUCGCUGCAGAGGCUGCAGCAGCUCCGGGAUGAAGAGUUGAAACGCCUGGAAGAUGAAGCCUGCCGCGCCGCACAAGAGUUCCUGGAAUCUCUCAACUUUGACGAAAUCGAUGAAUGCGUCCGGAACAUCGAGAGAACCCUCUCCGUAAACGGCAGUUUCUGUACAGAGCUUAGUGACGUCACAGAGACUGAAAAACCCAAUUUUAAUUUCAGCCAGCCCUAUCCCGAGGAGGAAGUUGAUGAGGGCUUUGAAGCGGAUGAUGAUGCUUUUAAGGAUUCACCUAACCCGAGCGAGCAUGACCACUCGGAUCAAAGGACGAGCGGCAUACGGACAAGCGACGACUCUUCUGAAGAAGAUCCGUACAUGAAUGACACCGUUGUUCCAGUUAGUCCCGCCACGGGCAACAAUACCCUUAUCGCUUCUAUCCUCGACUCGCUUAGUCUUCACAACUCUUCGAGCGGGGAAUCCACAUACUGCAUGCCAGAAAAUGUUUCCCGCCAGCCCCCUAAUGCUGCAGAGCUCAUUUCUCCUGAGGCAGACUAUGAUUAUGACCAGGACGACUAUGAGGAUGGUGCUAUCACUUCUGGAAGCAGUGUGACCUUUUCCAAUUCUCACAGUAGCCAAUGGUCUCCCGAUUAUCGCUGUUCCAUAGGGACAUACAACAGUUCUGGAGCAUACAGAUUUAGUUCUGAGGGAGCUCAGUCUUCGUUUGAAGACAGUGAAGAAGAUUUUGAUUCAAGGUUUGAUACAGAUGAUGAACUUUCAUAUCGGAGGGAUUCUGUCUAUAGCUGUGUCAGCCUACCCUAUUUCCACAGCUUUUUGUAUAUGAAAGGUGGAUUAAUUAAUACUUGGAAACGCCGUUGGUGUGUCUUGAAGGAUGAAACCUUCUUAUGGUUCCGCUCGAAACAGGAAGCUCUUAAACAAGGUUGGCUGCAUAAGAAAGGCGGUGGUUCAUCUACAUUGUCCAGGAGAAACUGGAAGAAAAGGUGGUUUGUCCUUCGACAAUCCAGGCUCAUGUACUUUGAAAACGAUGGUGAAGAAAAACUCAAAGGAACACUUGAAAUACGAUCAGCCAAAGAUAUCAUUGAUAAUACUUGCAAAGAAAAUGGGAUUGAUAUUGUCAUGGCAGAUAGGACGUAUCACUUGAUCGCUGAAUCACCAGAGGACGCAAGUCAGUGGUUCAGUGUCCUGAGCCAAGUUCACACUUCCACAGAACAGGAAAUCAGAGAAAUGCACGAUGAACAAGCCAAUCCACAGAACGCCAUGGGCACACUAGAUGUAGGGCUGAUUGAUUCAGUCUGUGCGUCUGAUAGUCCAGAUCGACCCAAUUCAUUUGUGAUCAUCACUGCUAAUCGUGUUCUACACUGCAACGCGGAUACACCAGAGGAGAUGCAUCAUUGGAUCACUCUGCUACAGCGAUCCAAAGGGGACACUCGAGUAGAAGGACAGGAAUUCAUAGUGAGAGGAUGGUUGCAUAAAGAAGUAAAGAACAGUCCCAAAAUGUCAUCACUGAAACUGAAGAAACGUUGGUUUGUUCUGACGCACAAUUCCUUAGAUUAUUAUAAGAGCUCAGAGAAGAAUGCCCUCAAAUUGGGCACCCUGGUGCUGAACAGCCUUUGCUCUGCUGUGCCCCCUGAUGAGAAAAUCUUUAAAGAAACAGGGUAUUGGAAUGUAACUGUGUAUGGACGGAAGCACUGUUACCGCCUUUACACCAAAUUACUGAAUGAAGCCACUCGGUGGUCAAGUGCUAUCCAAAAUGUGAUUGACACAAAAGCAGCAAUUGAUACUCCCACACAGCAGCUCAUUCAAGACAUUAAGGAGAAUUGCCUGAACCCUGAAGUUGUUGAACAGAUCUAUAAGAGGAACCCAAUUCUUCGUUAUACGCAGCAUCCAUUGCAUUCUCCACUGUUACCCCUUCCUUAUGGAGACAUCAAUCUGAAUAUACUAAGAGACAAAGGCUACACAACUCUACAGGACGAAGCUAUCAAGAUAUUUAAUUCUCUGCAGCAACUGGAGUCUGUACCAGAUCCCGUUCCUAUUAUUCAGGGUAUUCUCCAGACAGGACAUGAUUUACGGCCCCUGCGUGAUGAAUUGUACUGUCAGCUCAUCAAACAGACUUGCAAAGUGCCUAAUGCAGGAAGCGUUGGCAAUCUCUAUAGCUGGCAGAUCCUCACUUGUAUGAGCUGCAUGUUUUUGCCAAGCCGUAGUAUCCUCAAAUAUUUGAAAUUUCAUCUUAAAAGGAUCCAUGAUCAAUUCCCAGCCACAGAAAUGGCAAAAUACGCCUUGUUCAUUUAUGAAUCCCUUAAAAAAACCAAAGGCAGAGAAUUUGUGCCCUCCAGGGACGAAAUCGAAACUCUGAUCAACAGACAGGAAAUGACAUCUACCGUCUACUGUCACGGAGGAGGUUCCUGUAAAAUCACAAUUAACUCUCACACCACGGCUGGUGAGGUUGUUGAAAAAUUAAUUCGAGGUUUGGGCAUGGAAGACAGCAGAAAUAUGUUUGCCUUGUUUGAAUACAAUGGAACUACAGAUAAAGCCAUUGAAAGUAGAACUGUUGUGGCUGAUGUCUUGGCAAAGUUUGAAAAGAUUGGUGCCACUUCAGACAGUGAUCAUGAACCAUGGAAAUUUUAUUUCAAACUCUACUGCUUCCUAGACAUUGAGCAUGUACCAAAAGAUAGCGUGGAAUUUGCAUUUAUGUUUGAGCAGGCACAUGAAGCUGUGAUUCAGGGCCAUUUCCCAGCUCUUGAAGAAACCCUCCAGGUCCUUGCUGCCUUGCGACUCCAAUACUUACAAGGGGACUAUUCUCCAUCCAAUGUUACAGCAGUGGAAAUGGAAGAUGUCUACCCCUUGCAGAGGCUGAAGUCUCGUAUUGUUCAGUCUACUAAUUUCUUUGUGCCAACGGAGAGGUUUGAGAGGAAGCGGAGCAACUUUCUGGAAGGGACUCUAAGGAGGAGUUUCCGAAGCAGCUCUAUGACUAAGCAGAAGACGGAAGAGGAUCAGAUGCUUAAUAUGUGGAUUAAGGAGGAGAUUUCUGCAGCCAGGACUAGUAUGCUUGAUAAAUGGAAAAAAAUGCAGGGUAUGACUCAGGAGCAAGCAAUGGCGAAGUACAUGAAUUUAAUUAAGGAAUGGCCCGGUUAUGGGUCAACACUCUUUGAUGUAGAGUGUAAAGAAGGAGGAUUUCCUCAAGAGCUUUGGCUGGGCGUUAGCGCAGAGGCAGUUUCUGUCUACAAACGCGGAGAGGGCCGACCACUGGAAGUUUUUCAGUAUGAACAUAUUCUCUCUUUUGGAGCUCCUCUAGCUAAUGUGUACAAGAUUGUGGUGGAUGAGAGAGAAUUGCUUUUUGGAACCAGUGAGGUCAUUGAUAUUGCCAAACUGAUGAAAGCCUACAUCAGCAUGAUUGUGAAAAAACGUUACAGCACAUCUCGAUCAGUGAGCAGUCAUGGAAGUCAAAACAGCUGUAGGUGAAGUUGGGAGAAUCUGCCGUUAGGUCCUCGCUGUUGGGACAUCUCUUUACCAACCACGUUUUCUUCCGAAAAUGGUGAUCGACGCCUCUUUCAGGAGAAUCUGAGCGAGCUUAUGAUUAUAAAGUGCUUGCAUAUUGCCAUACUCAACAUGUGCUUACGAACAUCAAUCAACGAAAACAUUUUUUUUUACCUCUAGAAUAAACAUACUCUAUGCCUUAAUAUAAUACACUGUCUUCUGAGCAGUAAGAAGUGCCUUAAAAGGUGUAAGCCCACCUGCGUUGACCUAUGCUAUAUUAGCAGAGGGGGUUGUGUAUCCGAAUAAACCACUUUGGAUUGUAAAACAGAAUGUAACACAGCCAUUUUUGCACUAAUUGGCUGGUUCAUUCAUGAGAAAGAAGAUUCUGUGUUGGAAUGCUGCAGGCAGCUAUCUUUAUGGCCUUUACUGGGCAAUGUUGUAUUUUCCCCCUUUCCCCCGCAACCUUUCGUAUGUGUGCAUGGAUAAGAUUCAGGUCAAUUCUGCUAACUUUAUUCCAUGUUCCAUGCUCUUUUAAAAUUAAAAGGGAAUAAUAAUGUGCAAUGGUGUAAACAGUCUUUUCUGUAUAUUUUAAUAAUUCAGAGCUAUAAUUGUCUCAAUGGUAGAGUGUCUUUAUUAGGCUAGUUUUAUUUACAAAUUUGGCAAAAUUUUCAUAGCAAUUUUUGUACUUUUCCUUCAGAGAUAUUUUUUUUCGCCCUUUGGUACAUAUACGUAACGCAUCUAUGUUUCUGUACUGCUGUAUUUAACUCGUGUAGCUGAAAGAAAUUGUAUUUAUAGACUACCCUUAAUAUGGAAAUGUCCUUAUCAGCACAAUAUUCAAUCAUUUGUCUAUGAAGCUGUUUUUAAAAAUAGUAAACGUUUAUUUUAAAAGCA
Molecule: messenger RNA, 7040 nt
Organism: Thamnophis elegans (Western terrestrial garter snake)
Lineage: Eukaryota; Metazoa; Chordata; Lepidosauria; Squamata; Natricidae
Gene: MYO10
Product: myosin X
Exons: 40
Coding region: 144-6134 (1996 amino acids)
Biological process (GO): signal transduction
Cellular component (GO): myosin complex; cytoskeleton
Molecular function (GO): cytoskeletal motor activity; ATP binding; protein binding
Source: RefSeq, a predicted model, not a curated record